Molecule: messenger RNA, 1042 nt
Organism: Pelodiscus sinensis (Chinese soft-shelled turtle)
Lineage: Eukaryota; Metazoa; Chordata; Testudines; Trionychidae
Source: RefSeq, a predicted model, not a curated record
UUCUGCUGGAGGGGUGUCUUUCCAGGCCUGGGGGGCAGCUUCUGAGACAGGAAGCUGGCUGGAUGGGAAGGGAGACCCCCCCCCCUUGGUCCUCAGCUGCAUAGGGUCCACAUCUGCAUCUGUUCUAGUCAUGCCCUGUUGGUGCUGGGACAGAGGUGGGAGGGUUAUAGCUGGGGCUAGAGGAACAGGCUCCUAGUUGGAAUUCCUGAGUGUGGGUAGCUCCUACCCCCUGCACUGGAGUGGGAAGAUGUUUGCCCUGAGUGGUGGGGUGGAAGGAGACAUGGCAAGGCUUCCCCCAGCUCUCAUCCUCUGUGUCCUCCAGGUUGGAGACAAGCUGCCCAGUGUGGAGGUGUACGAGGGAGACCCUGAUACCAAAGUGGAUGUGGCAGCACUUUUCAAGGGCAAGAAGGGGAUUCUCUUUGGGGUGCCUGGUGCCUUCACCCCUGGCUGCUCCAAGACCCACCUGCCGGGCUAUGUGGAACAGGCCGGAGCACUAAAGGCCAAGGGCAUGGACUUGAUUGCCUGCCUGGCUGUGAAUGAUGUCUUUGUCAUGAGUGAGUGGGGCAAGGCCCACGGGGCUCAGGGCAAGGUGCGGAUGCUUGCUGACCCCACAGGAGCCUUUGGAAAGGCUACAGAGCUGCUGCUGGACAAGGAGACUCUGCGUGAUCUCUUUGGGACCAACCGCUGCAAAAGGUUUUCCAUGGUGCUAGAGGAUGGUGUGGUGAAGGCUCUCAACGUGGAGGAGGAUGGAACAGGGCUGACAUGCAGCCUGGCCAAUCACAUCCUCUCUCAGCUCUGAGCACCAGGACACCAGGGGCUCUCCUGCUGCUGUUGCUGCUUUUCCCCCUCCCCACUGUGCCCUAGCACCAGGUGUGGGGCAGCGCAGCACCCUUUAUCCUCCUAGUGUGAUAGUCUGCCCCCUGAGGGGGCAUUGCUGCUGCUCCUGCUAUCAUGGGCUUGGUAUCUAGGGCACUCGUACCUUGAUGGUGGGGUACAGCCUCACCCUGCUGUGUAUCAACCUGAAAUAAACGGUUUUUGUGUG